AGAGGCAGAAAGCUUCGCUCUGACUCUUGGWCCGGAACGUUCUGGACUUUUCUGAGACUCGUCAGCUCCCGGACUUCAGCUGGACCUCGGUACCGGACUGGAUUACGUUUUUCUCGGGACUUUAUCUGARGAGUUUGGCGGAUAUUUGCCUUCUAUCCUGGAGCUGCUGGGUUAUCUGACCGACUUCAACAUGACUCUGGAGGAGCUUGUUGGACCGAGCGGCACCGAUAAAAAGAUGCAGACGGUGACCCAGGCUCGGGGGGCUCUGGAGGAGCUGCUGGUCGCGGCUCAGAGGCAGGACUGCCUCACGGUGGGGGUCUACGAGUCCGCCAAGCUCAUGAAUGUGGACCCGGACAGCGUGGUGCUGUGCCUCCUGGCCACGGAUGAGGAGGACGAGGACGACAUCGCGCUGCAGAUCCACUUCACGCUGCUGCAGGCCUUCUGCGGGGACAACGACAUCAACAUCCUGCGCGUGUCCGGAACCAGGCGGCUGGCCCAGCUGCUGGGGGACGACACCGCCGACAGCAACGGGAACGAGCCCCGGGACCUGCACUGCAUCCUGGUCACGAACCCGCAGGUCCAGCCGCUGCAGUGCCAGGCCCUGCAGGACGUCAGCAGGUUCUGUGAGGAGAUCCGCUGCAGGAACCAGUGGGUCCCCUGCCUGAAGCUGCAGGACCGCUGAGCCCAGCCCAGCCGAGCCGAACCGAACCGCCGGGGGGAGCGGUGGAUGGAGCCGGAUAACUGAGCGCCAAACGGCCCAGUCCUCGUGACGGAGAGAGGAGCCCGACCGAACCACGUGCACGGGUUGCCAGAUCCGGUUGACGGGAUGCGGGUCCUGGUUCUGUGGCUCUGGGAGCCGGACCGGACCGAGCUGUGGCUGCAGAGCUGACGAUGAUGAUGAUGAUGAUGAUGAUGAUGAUGAUGAUAAUGAGGGAACUGAGGGAACUGCACGUGAAGCUCCGGACUGAGCUGAUGUGUUCCCUGCUCACCUGUGUGCACACACAGACACACACACACACACACAGACACACACACACAGACACACACACACACACACACACACACACACACACACACAGACUGGACCUGUCUGUGUCUCGAUGACAUCAUGUUCGGACCUGUCUGUGUCUCGAUGACAUCAUGUUCGGACCUGUCUGUGUCUCGAUGACAUCAUGUUCGGACCUGUCUGUGUCUCGAUGACAUCAUGUUCGGACCUGUCUGUGUCUCGAUGACAUCAUGUUCGGACCUGUCUGUGUCUCGAUGACAUCAUGUUCGGACCUGUCUGUGUCUCGAUGACAUCAUGUUCGGACCUGUCUGUGUCUCGAUGACGUCAUGUCUUGUUUUUAAUGAGACAAAUGAUCUGAGAGGAAAAUGAAUCAUGUUCAGCUUUUAUCUGAAUAAAUGUUUGAAAGAGAAA
Molecule: messenger RNA, 1417 nt
Organism: Austrofundulus limnaeus
Lineage: Eukaryota; Metazoa; Chordata; Actinopteri; Cyprinodontiformes; Rivulidae
Product: growth arrest and DNA damage-inducible protein GADD45 beta
Exons: 4
Coding region: 191-682 (163 amino acids)
Biological process (GO): regulation of cell cycle
Cellular component (GO): nucleus; cytoplasm
Source: RefSeq, a predicted model, not a curated record